AUGCGGGUCGGUCAGGAGACCCUUGCUGAUCGUCUCUCAGCAAUAACAAGCAACUUUCCCAUCUCAACGUGGUCGUGGACAAGCGUGUCAACGACAGAACCUUCAUCUAUCUCUAGGAGCAAGCCACCGCCCACGGCAUCACUCCUUGAAACUUGGCGUCAGCUGGCAUUUCACGAGGACACCAUGUCCAGCGGCAACGUGGAACUCCUGGGCGACAAUGUGGAAAUCCUCGACUACGAACCCGAGGGCGAGGCUCCCACCGCAGAGCAGUUUCCAGCGGCGGGUGCAGAAGACGAGAGCCCCCCCAUGUCCAUGGUGUUCACCGUCGAUGAUUUGCUGGACAACAUCGCCACAGCAGAUCUGGCGGAACUGGAGCGGGCCUACAACACCGGACGUGUCUCUCUGGAGGAUAUCGUAGAAGCGGCUUAUCUGUCGUCCGAUUCCCCCCUUUUCGUUCCUCCUUUCUCGCUCCCGCCGGAAGACAGAUUAAUCCUCUUGCCCCACGCCGAGUUCAUGGCGUACCAAAGGUUGAACGAGAUGUGGUGCGACGGUCUUGCCGGGAAGAUCGCAGAAGCGGAGGCGUGAGAGCAGGCGAAGCGCGAGGACGCGGAGCGCUUGGCGGAACGGGA
This is a messenger RNA of Ectocarpus sp. CCAP 1310/34, 629 nucleotides long. NCBI's taxonomy places the organism in Eukaryota, Phaeophyceae, Ectocarpales, Ectocarpaceae. The record is from the annotation of a GenBank genome assembly.